This is a messenger RNA of Amphibalanus amphitrite, 1926 nucleotides long. Its product is annotated as organic cation transporter protein-like. Gene Ontology annotation, biological process: transmembrane transport. The transcript has a single exon. The coding region runs from base 132 to 1820 and encodes 562 amino acids. Gene Ontology annotation, molecular function: transmembrane transporter activity. The record is from RefSeq and is a predicted model, not a curated record. NCBI's taxonomy places the organism in Eukaryota, Metazoa, Arthropoda, Thecostraca, Balanomorpha, Balanidae. Gene Ontology annotation, cellular component: membrane.
CAGUGAGUUGCUGACACGGUCCGGGAGGCCCGGGCCGCAGUCGCCCAAACGCUCAGCGCCGGGCCGGUCACAAGCCGGGCCGCCGGACGGCGCCAAAACAGUCCGCCGAGAGAGCAGCCAGAAACGAGACGAUGAACAAACUGCCGGAAACAGUGGUCAGCCUGCAGAUGAAACAAACUGGUGGAGAGGUGCCACAGCCGGUAGCUGACGAAGCUAACAAAGGACGGGCUGUGUUGUUUGAAGAUGUGCUGGAGCGAUGCUGCGGCACUGGACGCUGGCAGGUGCUGCUGGUCAGCUACAUGUCCAUCACGUGGAUCAUCUUGCCGACAUUUUCCAUGUCGAUGAUGUUCAUCGGCGCCACGCCGGCGUUCAAGUGCGCUGACGGGUUCGACACCAACGUCACGUUCGCGUCUCUGCCGGAGGAUGUUCCCCAGUGUCACCUUGUGGGUAACGCCAGCAUGUCCUGCUCGCGCUGGGUGUUCGACAAGUCCGUGUACGAGUCGACAGUGGUGACCGAGUGGAACCUGGUGUGCGGCCGCAAGCCGAUGCUUUCGAUGCUACAGUCUGUGCUGAUGCUGGGAGGGAUCGUCGGCGCGCUGCUGGGAGGACAGUUGGCAGACCGUUUCGGCCGCCGACCUGUCUUCCUGCCUGUGAUGCUGCUCGCGACCGUGUGCUCCUUCUCCGCGGCGCUGGUGGGCGACUAUGUCAGCUUCCUCGUGAUUCGAGGCUUCACGGGCUUCGGCAUGGCCUCUAUGAUUGCCAGCAUGUUCGUGUUGGUGACAGAGUUGAGCGACUGCGAGCACCGAGCGGCACUAGCGACCCUCGUAUUCCUGCCUUUCGGGUUUGGCAUCAUGCUGCUGGCUGCAGCGUCGUACUACAUUCGCACGCGCUGGCUGCUGCAGCUGGCGUUAGCCAUUCCGUGCGUACUGCUUCUGCCCAACUUCUGGCUGAUGCCCGAGUCGCCGCGCUGGCUGCUGAUCCAGGGUCGGUUCCCUGAGGCGCUGGAGAUUCUGCGUCAGGGCGCCCGCUGGAACCGCAGAAAGAUGCCGUCUGACGACGAGGUGCUCAAGAUGAUGUCUGAUGUGCGUCAAACGCACAUCGCUCGUGAAGAGGCGCUAAAAGGGGACAGCCGAGACUCUGCGCUUCAGCGUGUCCUCGCCCUGGUGCGAACGCCACUGAUGCGCCGAUACACUAUCGCUAGCACAUUCAUUUAUUUCGCCAUGGCUGGCUCAUACUUUGGCAUCUCCUUUGACGUGUCGCAGCUGAGCACGAAUCCUCACUUGGCCGUGGCUCUGUCUGGAGUCAUGGAGAUCCCCGCGUGCCUGAUCUACCCACUUCUGAACCGGUUCGGUCGGCGCCGCUGCCUCAUCGCCUUCCUGUUCACAACGGCCAUAGCGAUGUUCCUCGUCUUCGUCAAGAAGGACGCCACGCUAUGGCUGGUGCUGGGCCUGGUGGGAAAGCUGAGCGUCACAUCGGCGCUCAACAUGUUCUCCUACGUGUCUGAGUACAUGCCGACGCAGCAGCGCGGCCUGGCGAUGGGUCUUCAUCAGACGGCCUCGCGGAUCGGCGGCGCCGUCUCGCCGUUCGUGGUGGACCUGGUGAGCGGCCUGCACGAGCUGGCGCCGUCGGCCGUGUUCGGCGCCAUGGUGCUGCUCGCUGGCCUCGCGGCGCUGCUGCUGCCGGAGACGGCCGGCAAACCCAUGCCCGAGACUGUGGCCGAUGUGGAGGCUGCCGACCAUCGCAGACGCCCCAAGAAGGGCGCCGCGUGUGAACUGACCCUCAGUGAUGGCAGCGUGAAAACUGGUGUGACAUCCAGCUGAUAUGUUAACAUCCAGCUGAUGUGACAUCCAGCUAUAUAUAACAAUGACUUUAAUGCUUGCUCGAUCAACGGUCACCAGCAAUAAAUGCGCCAAUGGUAUCGUUUAA